UCUGCGCGGGCCGCCACUCUGAGGUCUGUCGGGCGCCGCGCCCGCGUCUGGCGCCCGCGCCGACGCCCUCGCCGUGCCGCCGACACGGAGGGCUCGGGAAGGAGGGGGCCCAGGGAUCCGAGAUGCGGCGCGAGGGGCAGGAGAGGGAGGAGCAGCAGGAACAGCACAGCAGGUGGAUCAGCAACAGCAGAGCGAGGCCCGCGCAGGCUCACGACUCUACGCGCUUGAUGCAGCUGGCCGGAAACCAGCCCUCCGCCCCGGUGCGCGGGGGCGGCUCGCCCGAGACCGGCGACCAGCCCUCCUCGCAGACUCCCGAAAAACCACAGGAUUGACCCAGGCAUCUCGGAGUUCACGUCCUGGCGCUCCG
Prorocentrum cordatum is the source of this 367-nucleotide messenger RNA. NCBI's taxonomy places the organism in Eukaryota, Dinophyceae, Prorocentrales, Prorocentraceae. The record is from the annotation of a GenBank genome assembly.